This is a messenger RNA of Theobroma umbraticum, 516 nucleotides long. Its product is annotated as large ribosomal subunit protein eL29z. Gene Ontology annotation, cellular component: cytosolic large ribosomal subunit; ribosome. NCBI's taxonomy places the organism in Eukaryota, Viridiplantae, Streptophyta, Magnoliopsida, Malvales, Malvaceae. Gene Ontology annotation, molecular function: structural constituent of ribosome. The record is from RefSeq and is a predicted model, not a curated record. Gene Ontology annotation, biological process: cytoplasmic translation.
GUUUCGAACUUUCACCAAAUAAAAGGGCUAAACUUUUCUCUCUUUUAUCUCCUCCAUCCAAAACACCCUAGUCAGAGCAGCAGCAGCAGCUUCUCAUUAGCCUCAGAGAUGGCAAAGUCAAAGAACCACACCGCUCACAACCAAUCUUACAAGGCUCACAAGAAUGGCAUCAAGAAGCCCAAGAGGCACCGCCACACCUCCACUAAAGGGAUGGAUCCAAAGUUCUUGAGGAAUCAGAGGUAUGCGAGGAAGCACAACAAGAAGAGCGGAGAGUCUGCUACUGAAGAAGAGUAAAUUUUAAUGGGAAGGAAAAUAGCUUUGAUUAGGGUUUUCUAAUUGGGGCUGUUUUGCGUUUUCCUCUCUUUGGGUCUUUUCAAUGGAAUUUAGUGUUAAUUUACUGUCUACUCAGCUUUAGCGCCUGUAUUGUUUUUUGGGAUUGUUGAUUGUCCUUGUUAGAAAAGAUUUGAAGCUGUAAGCUAUUAAUAUCAAGAAGAUAUUUUGAGUUUAUUUGCUGUU